CAUCAAUCCUCUUCUCAACGUCUGCUUACCAUAGCUCGGAUUUGCGACUUCAAAAAUAUCUGUACUUCAGUGUCACAGCAAGAGGGCUCGAACUUCCCUUGCAUCUGGCCGCUUGGGAAUCUCCUCGCAGCCUUGGUAUCGUGUGGCUGUGUCUGCCCCGCUAUCAAAUGGUGCACAUUAGGAGGUAACCCACGAGGCCAUCACCGUUGCCUGUUUCACAACACUUAUGAAUGCCUGAGCGCCCAGAUUCAACGCUAAUAUCACAAUGGAGAAGCCACAGCCUCUUGAAGACGAUGCUGCCGCGAGCGAGAAAGGUCGAUUGGCAACCCAGAAAGUGCGGCGCAGAAAUCGGAUGAUCACAUCAUGUUUGGAGUGUCGCCGUCGCAAGCUGAAAUGCGACAAACUUCAUCCUUGUACCAAUUGCAACAAAUUCUCGCGUGACUGUCUGUUUCUGGCUCCAGCCCUGGACUCUGUAUCUCAACAGCGCCUUAAUGAGAUCAAGGAGAAAAUGGGCUCGCUCGAGAGAGUUCUUGAGCAGGAUGUUGCUCGCAGAGAAGGGAAGCCUACUCCAAGCUUUGGCGACAGGUCGCAGCGAAGAACGUCUGCAGAUCUUCCAGGAGGGGAAGAUAGUAGCUCUGAUAAUGAAGCUGCUGUCCCUGAAGACGAAAAAGGCCUCGAGCCCACACCUCUAGCAGUAAUUGACGGAGCUUAUGAAGAUGAUGCCAACGACGAUGUUCUGGACCUGGGAAUCAAGGUGGGGAAAAUGAGGCUCACCGAGCGCCUUGGAGGCUUUUUCCGGCCGAGAAUUGGCGAAGAGGUUGCAAGUCAACUGGAUGACCCAAGUGCCGACCUUCGCACGCCUGAGGAAAAGCUCUCUGCAGCCCCUCUACUUCCCGAUCAUGGCUAUGAUUUCCUGGCGCCUGGACCUACUUAUAUCGCUCCUGGGUCUGGCUUCUUGUUCGGCGACGUUGGCAACAAAAGAUCCUUGAUAAAUUUCCUGCCGGCCAAAGGAGCCGCCGACGUCUUGAUCCGAAAGUACUUCGAAAACGUUCAUUUCCUCGCCCGGGUGGUACACUGGCCAAGUUUCCAACUGCAUUACGAUAAUUUCUGGACGGCCGUGCUAGCUGGGCUAGAACCGCCAGCAUGGCAGCAAUCCAUUGUGCUUUCGACACUAUUUUCGGCCGUAGCCAGUAUGCCGGAAGGAGAUGUCGCGACUAUAUUUGGAAGACCGAAAAGCACCAUCCUUGGAAAUUUCCAAACAGGAACAGAGGUGUCGUUGAGUAAAGCCCAAUUCCUCCGAGCCACGAAACUGGAGACGCUCCAGGCUCUGGUCAUAUACCUUAUCCCUAUGUGUCGAGACCAGAUAUCUCGUGCACAUUCUGUCAUAGUUGGCAUGGCCAUUAGAUUGGCCGAGUGUAUGGGGCUGCAUCGCGAUCCCCAAGACGUCUACGGUCUUAGCCCUGUUGACUGCCAUGUCCGGCGAAUGGUUUGGUUCCAGCUAUGCAUCUUGGAUUUCCGGACUUGCGAAACUCAGGGUCCUAGACCUGGGAUCAAGCGUGAAGAUUACGAUACACGAUUUCCCCUCAACAUCAAUGACGCCGAUUUGUUGCAGGCCAAUCCUCAAGAAGCCAAGGACAGAUGGACAGACAUGACGGCAUCACGAAUCCGCUUCGAAUGCAUCGAGAUGCAGCGCAUUAUCUGGUUCGAUCGUAUCCGGUUGGAAAAGAAGAGAGUCUCCCUGACUCACAUCCUGGGGAAAAUCGAAUCAUUCCGUCGGGCCAUGGAGGCCAAGUACAACCACCUGUUUGACCUUGAUGUCCCCAUCCAGAAAUAUUCACAGCUGCUCAUGACUUUACUGAUCCAACGAAUGUAUGUCAUGGUUCUGCACCGAUACCUCAACAACGCCAGUAACCGAGUUCCUGAACGACUCAAUCUUGUCACAGUACAAAGUGCGGUGCAAGCAUGUGAGAGUGCAGUUGAAAUGGAACGUUUACCGGCCCUGGAGAAGUGGAAUUGGUUCAGCGGGGUGCAUCAGCAAUGGCACAUGGCAUUUCUACUACUGACAAUCAUCUACAAUCAGCCGCGGUUGAGAGAAGCAGACCGAGUCUGGAAUGUUCUCGACUACGUCUUUGAGCCUGAUCUGUCGCUAUCGCGGACGCAGCGAGCCCGGACUAUCAUUGCCGCCAUCCGGGAUCGGACAAUGGUGUAUGCCGAAAUUCGCAAGAUCAGGAUUCCAGUCAGUAUGAAAGACACCCCCGCCAAUCUACCGACCGCCAAAAGCACACAGGCCAUUUCAGUCGAAGCCAGUGGCUGGUCAACAAAUAUGUCUUCCUCUUCUGGGCCAGGAGGAACUCCUGAAUCGGCGGCUUCGAGGCAGGGAAUGGCGGUGGAUUCGACAUAUGCCACUGACAGUUCCUGGGGGUUCGAUAGUCCGGCCACACUCUAUGUGAAGAAGAUGAAGCCAUCGGGAGCGACGUACAGGCGAGAAAGCGGAACCACCAAAGCCAAAAGUGCAAGCCCACAGCCAGCUCGGCAGCAGUUUCAACAGCAACCGCAGCAGCAGGCCCCUUAUACGGAGCCAAACCAGACGUCUCCUGGUCAACAAAUCGAUUUCAACAGCCCGAGCGACUCAGGUACAAACGAGUCCUGGCCGCCAUUGAUCACCCCUGACCAGGUGGGCUGGCGAACAGUGCUGGGUCCAGGAAACAACUCAUUGCCGCCGAUUGUUACGAUGCAUUCAUUGCCUCCAGUCACAACAACGGCGAUUCCUCAAGAAGCUGGCAGCAACCCGUAUGGGAUUGGGUCUGGCUUUCCAAACGACCAAGUCAAUAUACCUCAAUUUCCGGCAAGCGUUCCUCGAGGGGAUUCUAUCAUGUCGGACAUCAAUUGGGCGGAAUGGGAUCAACUAUUUCCCCCGGAGACGACGGCGGGUCUAUUUGGAGCUGGAAACGAUUUCGGCAUGGGCCAGAGGAUGUAAUCAUUCAGCCUUAGGCGGAUGGAGCUACCGUGUGAGCGUAUAGUUAUAGUAAACCGAGCAAUUAUUGGCUGAGUGAGCUGAAUGUGCAUGCUGAAUCAUCAG
Messenger RNA from Exophiala xenobiotica, 3079 nucleotides. RefSeq lists its product as uncharacterized. NCBI's taxonomy places the organism in Eukaryota, Fungi, Ascomycota, Eurotiomycetes, Chaetothyriales, Herpotrichiellaceae. Gene Ontology annotation, biological process: DNA-templated transcription; regulation of DNA-templated transcription. The coding region runs from base 266 to 2977 and encodes 903 amino acids. The transcript is spliced from 4 exons. The record is from RefSeq and is a predicted model, not a curated record. Gene Ontology annotation, molecular function: DNA-binding transcription factor activity, RNA polymerase II-specific; zinc ion binding; DNA binding.